Messenger RNA from Phyllostomus hastatus (greater spear-nosed bat), 570 nucleotides. Its product is annotated as interferon omega-2-like. The transcript has a single exon. Gene Ontology annotation, molecular function: type I interferon receptor binding; cytokine activity. NCBI's taxonomy places the organism in Eukaryota, Metazoa, Chordata, Mammalia, Chiroptera, Phyllostomidae. Gene Ontology annotation, cellular component: extracellular region. Bases 1 to 570 code for a protein of 189 amino acids. The record is from RefSeq and is a predicted model, not a curated record. Gene Ontology annotation, biological process: response to exogenous dsRNA; B cell differentiation; defense response.
AUGGCCCUCCCACUGUCUCUGCUCACCGUCCUGGUGGUGUUCAGCUGUGGCCUCAGUGGAGCUCUGGACUGUGUCCUACCUCAGAACCACAUCCUGCUCAGCAGGGACAACUUGAUGCUUUUGAGGCAAAUGCAGAGAAUCUCCACUUUGUCCUGUCUGAAGGACACAAAAGACUUCAGGUUCCCUCGGGCAAUGGUAAACAGCAGCCAGGUCCAGGAGGCCCAGGCCAUCUCUGUCCUCCACGGGAUGCUCCAGGACAUCUCCGACCUCUUGCUCACAGAGCACGCCUCUGCUGCCUGGAACACCACCCUCCUGAACCAGCUGCGCAUGGGACUCUAUCAGCAACUGGAAGACCUGGAGCCCUGUUUGCUGCAGGAGAUGGGAGAGGGAGGAACUGCCCUGGCAUCCCAGGGACCUACACUGGCUGUGAGGAGGUACUUCUGGGGCAUUUUUCUCUACUUGAAAGAGAAGCAGUACAGUGACUGUGCCUGGGAGGUUGUCCGAGUGGAAAUCAUGAGAUCCUUGUCUUCAGUAAUAACCUUGCAAGAAAGGUUAAGUAACAUGGACUGA